AUGGCUAGCGACCCGAAAGAGGUCGAGCGGGAUGUCGCGCCCGCUUCAGGACCACCAGCGGAGCGCCCGACUGCCAUCUGGACGCGGCGUUUCGUGAUUCUGGCUUUCUGGGCAGUCGUUGUUUGCUUAGGCUUGCCUUUAUGGACAUGGACCACGACCAUUCAUCGAUCUGAGCUGCCAUUGGAAUCGAUGAAUGCUUGGGCUGAAGGCCAUGCUUGCAAAUUCCAUUUUCCACUGCAAAUAUCCCUGUCUGCUAGCCACCUGUCUGCAGAACUCCGAAGGGAUGUGGCUUCUCGAACUCAAGACUUGCUCAACGGUCGAGGAACAGGCUCACUUCACACUUUUAACGUGAGCUUUGAUGAAGCUCGCAAUACAACUGCGCUUGUCGUCUUCUUGACCAACCAACAGCCAGACGAGCCACCCAAAGCGAAGCUACGUACCUGGGAGCCUGUCUUAGACGCUGAGGUCAACAUCGACACUGCGGACGCAGUCGCAGAUACCGCAAUCUUCCUCGCACAACAAAUUUCUGAUUUGUUCGACGACGAGGGCGCCUUUCUAGCGUCGCUGCUCCACAGCAGUCCAUUUGAGAGCUCCAGCCAUCAGCUACAAUCUUUCGAGCAACAGGCAAAGCUUGAUGGCCGUAAUACACGAGCAUUCAAAUAUGCCUCGACAUAUCACUUGACCUUUUCACUCAUCACGCCUCAUGGCUCGCCCUCGGCAUGGGAAAUUGAACAGGCCUUGAGCGAGAGCAUAUCCAAGCUCAUCAAGCCGCUUUCCGCGAUCAGCCAUUUUGUUGUCAACACCCAGGUUCAGCUCUUCGCGCGGUUCUCGCCAUCCAUCGCAGGUCCGACGUUUGACAGCGCCAACAACAGAUGGAAGCUCCAACAUGAAGAUCUUUCAGGCUUUGUGAAUGCUGCAGAGUGGCCUCUGAGCCCAAGCAUCGGCUCAGGGCCGACCAUCAACUUCAUACUCUACGUACCAGCUCCGGAUCAAAAUCCUCUCUCCAUCGGCGAGAGUGGACAAACCAGCUGGAUCAUCCCACAGUGGGGUGGCGUUCAGGUUCACAACGCGCUGAAUAACACGGCAGGCAGGCUCACUGCACAAGACCUCGAAGAUGACAUGCUCGUGUUCGCUGAGCAGCUCACUACGCUUUUGGGGGUCCCGCAAACACCUCCGUCGCUGUCGCUGAGAAUUUCAAGCCUUGCACGCGAACGGGCUACGUCCCUCAUCCUAUCGGCAUCCUCUACUCUAGGCGCUCUCGCACGGCUAACGCUUAAGCUCACAUCUAUCGCCAUUCCUGAUUCCGUUGCCAAAUCAGUCGACGCAACUAUAUACAGGCUCGAUCAAGCCUGCCGGAAUCUCAACGCAGGACAGUCCAAUGGCCGUGCCGUUGGUCAUGGCUGGGUUGAAGGAGAUCCGGAGGUUACGAGAAAGAAAAGUGAAGACCUCGUGAAAUCUAAGCAUUCUCUCAAGUCCAUAUCUUAG
Molecule: messenger RNA, 1485 nt
Organism: Dissoconium aciculare CBS 342.82
Lineage: Eukaryota; Fungi; Ascomycota; Dothideomycetes; Mycosphaerellales; Dissoconiaceae
Exons: 3
Coding region: 1-1485 (494 amino acids)
Biological process (GO): attachment of GPI anchor to protein
Cellular component (GO): GPI-anchor transamidase complex
Source: RefSeq, a predicted model, not a curated record